Molecule: messenger RNA, 1026 nt
Organism: Paracoccidioides brasiliensis Pb18
Exons: 2
Coding region: 1-1026 (341 amino acids)
Cellular component (GO): mitochondrion
Source: RefSeq, a predicted model, not a curated record
AUGUCUGAACUUAAUUUUCCAGGAUAUGGCAGUCUUUAUUUUACUGAUGCAGUGUUUCUCGAUGCUGAUUUGAAGCAAAAGCUGGAUGGUGACUGCAAGUACUGCAUUGGGCCGAAUUGCAGAAACACAUACUGGGAUUGCAAUGUUGGAGAGCCCAGGAACUAUGCAUUGAAGGGACCGAAUAGGGGCCCAUGGAGUGAUCUUCUCUCAUACUCUUCUGCUUUAAUUGAUGUCGGCCUUGCAAGAUUGCCCCCAGCUGAGAAUCUUGCUCCUCAUCAGCAACCAUCUUAUAAAGGCUCCGUGGGCGAGCAUCUGGAACUUUUGAGCCUAGGUCAGGCCCUAUUUCCCAUAUUGACGCGACAUCCUCAGAUACAAUCUAAUGCAGCCCCAACUCUAUUCCAUUCGGAUCUACACAAGAGAAACAUCUUUGUGUCUGAGGAUGAUCCCACUAUUGUGACAGGUUUUAUUGAUUGGCAAUCUACAAGUAUUGAGCCAGCAUUCUACUAUGCAGAUGAGGUACCUGAUUUCGCGAAGCCACCCGUGAAUGAAACACCAGAGAGCAUUGAAGAGAGUAUCUGCAGUCAGGCUUUUGAAGAAGAGUUGGGACUUCUGGCUCCGCGGCUAGCGGCGGUGAGAAAGAUUGAUGAGACUCUCCUCCGGCCAUUCCGCUGCUGUCAUCGGACAUGGAAAGAUGGCUUGGUAUCAUUUACUCAUGAAUUGAUGCAGCUGAGGGAGCACUGGCAAGACCUUGGCUUUGAAGAAGACUGUCCUAUCCCUGCCUUGAGCUUAGAGGAAAUGCGCAUUCACCAGGAACGACUAGAUAUCUAUGACAAGAUGUCGGGUGUCAGACAGGAUAUUGUUGAGAUGUUGGGAGUUGGGCAGCAUGGCUGGAUCCCUGAAUAUCGCUGGGAGGAAGUAAAGGAAACUCAUCAACGUAUAUACAAGGCUGUUUUGGCAACCACGGAGAGCGAGAAGGACCGCCAAGAGAUAAAGAUGAUGUGGCCGUUUGAUGUAAUUGAAGCAUGA